This is a messenger RNA of Sungouiella intermedia, 276 nucleotides long. NCBI's taxonomy places the organism in Eukaryota, Fungi, Ascomycota, Pichiomycetes, Serinales, Metschnikowiaceae. The record is from the annotation of a GenBank genome assembly.
AUGUUCCAAUUGGCUACGCAAACCUCUCGCCAGGCCCUUCGCUCGGCCGUCCGUUCCUACUCCACAGUCACUGCUGCUCCUAAAAAAGUUGGCGCCUUCAGAGGUGGAUUGGUGGGCUUUUUGUUGGGUGUCACUGUCACGGGUGGUGCCUCCUACUACUACUUGUUGGAUGAAUAUACCAAAGCCAACAAUGCCCUUUUAGUCGACCUUUUCAGUUUGAAAGAGACCGUCGAGAACUUGGAGACCCAUGUCAAGAAGUUGGAGUCGCAGAAGUAG